AUGACCAGACCAAAGAGCAUUGUCACAACGGGCCUGUCUGUCCCCUUUCGCCAAGCGCGUGCCCAUCUCCGAGGAGGUUGCCCGUUUCGUUAUCCCGCCACUCCGGGUUUGACAGGCCCAGCCAAGCCCCGGGCCAAGAAGGUUCCAAGAGAACCAAGAGGACCCAAGACAGUGGUGGAAAUUGAGAGGGCGGUUGGCGGCGACAAGUGA
Molecule: messenger RNA, 210 nt
Organism: Purpureocillium lilacinum
Lineage: Eukaryota; Fungi; Ascomycota; Sordariomycetes; Hypocreales; Ophiocordycipitaceae
Source: RefSeq, a predicted model, not a curated record